Messenger RNA from Spizellomyces punctatus DAOM BR117, 877 nucleotides. RefSeq names its product iron sulfur cluster assembly protein 1, mitochondrial. The transcript is spliced from 3 exons. NCBI's taxonomy places the organism in Eukaryota, Fungi, Chytridiomycota, Chytridiomycetes, Spizellomycetales, Spizellomycetaceae. Gene Ontology annotation, biological process: intracellular iron ion homeostasis; iron-sulfur cluster assembly. Bases 63 to 575 code for a protein of 170 amino acids. Gene Ontology annotation, molecular function: ferrous iron binding; 2 iron, 2 sulfur cluster binding. The record is from RefSeq and is a predicted model, not a curated record. Gene Ontology annotation, cellular component: cytoplasm; mitochondrial matrix.
CCAACCCCGUCGUCCAUCUGCCACCCGUUAUCCCUUCUUCCCUUCCUCUUUGUACCGCUGCCAUGUUCCUGAACGCAGCUAGAGGCUCGCUGUGCCGAUCGACGACAAGAACAGCUCGAAGGUCGGUGUUGAGCACCACUUCAACGCUGUCGCAAUGUCGACAAUAUCACGAAAAGGUGAUAGAUCAUUAUGAGCGCCCCCGAAAUGUCGGAUCCCUUUCGAAAAACGAUCCAAAUGUUGGCACGGGGCUCGUCGGAGCACCAGCUUGCGGCGAUGUUAUGAAGUUGCAAAUAAUGGUGGACGAAGCGACGGGGGAAAUACAAGAAGUCAAGUUCAAAACAUUUGGAUGUGGAUCGGCGAUUGCUAGUAGUUCAUUGGCGACGGAGAAGAUCAAGGGGUUGAAAGUAUGGGAUGCAAAAAAGAUUACAAAUACGGAUAUUGCAAAAGAGCUGUCUUUGCCGCCUGUCAAGUUGCAUUGUUCUAUGUUGGCAGAGGAUGCCAUAAAGUCUGCGGUUAAAGAUUGGGAAGCGAAGCGGGCGGCCCGAGGGUUGAAGCCUCUAGCACCUCUUGCGUAGAGAUAGAGUGGGAUGAGACGCGCUAUGGAUACUCUGUUAGUGACUUGGACUAUUUUUGGACAAUUUACCGUAAUGCCAUGUUACAGGAUAUCAAUGUUUCUUAGACCCUCCAUUAGUCGUUAGGUGACAAUGGGGCAAAAGUAGUUAGUAAUAGCGUAGAUCCCCUCAUCUUCGUGUAUCAGCAUACAUGGAAUCCCAGCAUAUCCGUCUUGGUACGGAAAACCACAUUGCCGGGUCAGCAACUGGUUGUUUCUAACAACUGUUUUCAAUGUCAUCUAUAUAUUACAUACUUGCGAUAUUCC